Molecule: messenger RNA, 793 nt
Organism: Camellia sinensis
Lineage: Eukaryota; Viridiplantae; Streptophyta; Magnoliopsida; Ericales; Theaceae
Product: histone H3.3
Cellular component (GO): nucleosome
Molecular function (GO): DNA binding; protein heterodimerization activity; structural constituent of chromatin
Source: RefSeq, a predicted model, not a curated record
CCCCUGAGCGUUAUAAAAUUUUGGUUCGCUUGUUUGUUUGAGAGAGAGAGAAAGGGAGGGGUGAAGACUUUGAUCGUUUUUGAGGUUAGAGAUGGCUCGUACCAAGCAGACUGCUCGUAAGUCCACCGGAGGAAAGGCUCCUAGGAAGCAGCUCGCUACUAAGGCUGCUCGUAAGUCAGCCCCGACCACUGGAGGUGUGAAGAAACCUCACAGAUACCGCCCUGGAACUGUUGCUCUUCGUGAAAUUCGCAAGUACCAAAAGAGUACUGAGCUCCUGAUCAGGAAGCUUCCAUUCCAGAGGCUUGUCCGUGAAAUUGCUCAGGACUUCAAGACUGAUCUGCGUUUCCAGAGCCAUGCAGUGCUGGCACUGCAGGAGGCUGCUGAGGCAUAUCUUGUGGGUCUGUUUGAAGACACUAACCUCUGUGCCAUCCAUGCCAAGCGUGUCACAAUCAUGCCUAAGGACAUCCAGUUGGCAAGGAGGAUUAGAGGCGAGCGUGCUUAAUUGAGCAUUGUGCUCGGGUGUUGGUUGGUGGUUGCUGGUGUUCUUUUACUGUUAAAUCAUAUAUAGAUUGAUAGUGUUAGUUUCUAGUGAAAUGGGUGGUAGCAGUUGGCGUGCAGUGAUGUUUUUUUGGGGGACCUAUUAUGGAUGGAUUUGCGCCUAGCAAAUUUAUUUGUUAAGUUGUUUUUUGUCGUCAAACACUAAUGGGGUCGAACAAUCAUCUAAUGUUUGCAUCUAAUGUGUAGUUGGGUUUGCUCUAAUUCUUCCUUCUUGAUAUUACGUUCUGUUCAAUUA